AAGACCACGCUGAAACUAUUUUUUAAAUGGAAUUUAAAUUAUCGACUUAGACUUAGAAUAAUCGACUAAGACUGAGCAUAAAACUUAACAGUUAUAUUAAUAUUUUUUUGGAAAUUUAUAAUAUAAAUUAAUAUAUUUCUUAUAUAAAUAGUGAGGCAUACCAUUAGGUACUGUGUAAUGAGUUUUAAAAUUGUUUGGAAUCAUAUCUGACGUAUUUUCGAAUAUUUGGCAGUGGAGAAUCAGAUCUAUCUGAAGACGAACAUUUCUUUGACGACAGGCAACAUCAACUGUCCUACACAUAUGCAUCAGGGAGUAGCGUGAGCGUCGAGACAGUUAACUUCAGGGAAAGUAUGGCGCGGGUGGAGGCGGCGCCCUUGCUGGGGUCGGCCCAGCCGCCCUACAAGACUAUCACACAUAAUCCGGACCCGACAAACACAAUUUAUGAAUAUAAGAAGAAUAUAGACAAUUCAAUCAAAGUAGACUCUAAAAAACAAAGUUCUCUAGUUACAAUUUUUUCAGUAUGGAACACAGUGAUGGGUUCCUCCCUGCUGACCAUGGCUUGGGGCGUGGAGCGCGCUGGUUUGCCCGCAGCACUGGUACUGGUCGCUUUUAUGUCCGCUUUGUGUUUAUACACGGCGUAUGUGCUGCUCAGAGUUAAUAAACAUCAUGGCACAGUGACGUGUGAGGUCCCAGCUCUAUGCCUGUCCCUCCUCGGGCCGUGGGCGGCGCGCGUGGCGCACGGUUUCAGCUUACUGGUACUUCUGGGCGCCAACGUAGUGUAUUGGAUACUGAUCACUAACUUCCUCUACUUCACCGUCAAUUACUUAGCAGAUCUUUCCAGUCCAAACGCGACCUACCCAACAGCGCUGCUCUGUCCAAAGCAAGCGGGCAUCAACGGGUCGCUCCUCAUACCCGAGCCACACGAUUCCAGCUACUGGGGACUCCACACCACGGUGCCUUUUUAUGUGGCACUACUCGUUUUCCCGUUGCUCAAUUUUAGCAAUGUGUCUUUCUUCACCAAGUUUAAUUCACUAGGAACCCUCUCCGUGGUCUACCUACUGAUAUUCGUGAUAGUAAAAGGCUGGGGCUGGGGCGUCAACGUAGCCCCGACGCCAGGGGAGGUCCCUGCGAGCACGGACGCGGCUGUUUUGAGCGGGAUGCUGGCGCUUUCGUUCUAUAUACACAAUAUCAUCAUCACUAUUAUGAGUAAUAACGAACGGCAGGAGAAAAACGGGCGGGAUUUGACGAUAGCCUUUGUGCUAGUAACCAUGACGUAUCUCUUAGUGGGCGCAGUGUUUUACAUAUGCUUCCCUCUUGCCAAGUCCUGUAUUGAAGACAAUAUAUUGAAUAACUUCGAAAUGCAUGACACUAUGACUGCAGUGGCGCGGGCGCUUCUGCUAUUUCAAGUUAUAACUGUGUACCCGCUGGUUGCCUAUAUGCUUCGUUCCGAAGCGCUGCUUCUCCUGCCGAUCAGCAACGCGAAUAAAGCACGCAUGAAAUUCACUAUCGGCAUAAAUAUUGUCAUCGUGGCUAUGUGUGUCACUGUGGCCUGUCUAUGUCCUAAUAUAGGGACUAUUAUUAGAUACACAGGAGCGGUGAGCGGUCUAGUACACGUCUUCGCGCUUCCCUCCAUCCUGCAAGUCAGGUCUCUGCAGCUUCGUGGAAAACUGACCUAUUGGAAACUGUUGUUAUACUUCCUUAUUGUCGCGUUCGGCGUCGUCAAUUUGGUCAUGCAGUUUUUUAUAAAGGAGUGACGCUUAGUGUAAAGUGAGGACGCUAUAACAAAUUGUAUCUAGCUAGGCUUACAACUAAUAGGGAUGACGACUACAUAAAAAAUGGCAUUCUGUUUAGUCCGUCAGUAAGAUCGUCCAAAAAUACUGAACACACAAUUUUCGCUUUUUCUAAUUAAUGAAAAAAUACAAAGAUAUAGAGCAUCAAAGUUCCGGAGGGCGGCUUGGGUCGUCACUUCUAAGUGACAAUUGUACCUAGGCGUGACGUCACGCGAAACUUCAACGCACUGUACCGUCGUUAUUUUUCGUUUACGAGAAAAAAGAAAAAAAUACGUGUCUAAAAUUCUUUUACAAUCUAACUGACGGACUAAUUAGUUUUUUUUAGUCGUCUCGCCUAUUUAAAAGUGGACAAGUCAGCACAUUUAGAUCAUUAGUAAUGCUUUGCCAUUUGUUUUAGCUAUAUCUUUACCUAAAGUCUGCAAAUAUUCACACCAUUUCGGCCUAUUAGAGUUACUCCAGCGACAUCUAACGAUAGUGUCAGACUCUAACUCAAUUUCAAGUGACUUUUGUAUUGACUGUUUUCUGACCAAUAUCUAAAUAAAUAAGGUCAGAGCGCGUACACACUUCAUUAAUAUUUUCUUAAGUGUUCUGAAAAUUAUUCCACAUUAGACUUUUCGUUCGUCGCGACAUCUAUUGACAAGAAGUACAGUACUUAGAAAAUGAAGUGAAGGCGUCUAGGAAAGUACUAAGCGCAUUUGUAAGAAAACUGGUGUAUGGAUGUUUACUUAUUUUUAGAUGGCCAAGAGAACUUUGCAUGUCAUUUGUGACGAAUUAACGAUUUCAAAUGUACAAUGAAUUGCAAAAGUGCAUGGCGAAUUUAUCAAUGAAUUCAUUCAUAAUUUGUCCAUGCAAUUUCGCAGCUCACUGUAUGUAUUUGAAAACAUGCAUGAUGUUUAUGAAUUUUGUUAGUUAUUUCAAUUAAAAUCGGUGCAAAAUUAGAUUACACAAAUUAUAGUAACUAUGAUUGAAUUAAUUGUGAUUCAUUUGUGAAGUAAAUUUCGUGUAAAACUAUUAUUUAGUUAGAUAUUAAUUUAAAAUAAAUUAUAUAUUAAGUACAAUGACUUAUUUUCACACCUUCGUGUCUUAAUAACAAAUAUUAUGAUAUCUAAAAAUAGAAAGAAACUUGGAAACUAUCCCGUCUAGUCAUAUUUUAUAACACUAAAGGAUGAGAUUUGUAUUGAAAAAUAAAGAAAAAUAAAUAAACAUG
Messenger RNA from Leguminivora glycinivorella, 2997 nucleotides. RefSeq names its product sodium-coupled neutral amino acid transporter 9 homolog. The record is from RefSeq and is a predicted model, not a curated record. Gene Ontology annotation, molecular function: amino acid transmembrane transporter activity. Gene Ontology annotation, biological process: amino acid transmembrane transport. Lineage: Eukaryota; Metazoa; Arthropoda; Insecta; Lepidoptera; Tortricidae. The transcript is spliced from 12 exons. The coding region runs from base 351 to 1754 and encodes 467 amino acids.